This is a messenger RNA of Musa acuminata AAA Group (dessert banana), 654 nucleotides long. Its product is annotated as thioredoxin H2-2-like. The coding region runs from base 53 to 436 and encodes 127 amino acids. The transcript has 3 exons. NCBI's taxonomy places the organism in Eukaryota, Viridiplantae, Streptophyta, Magnoliopsida, Zingiberales, Musaceae. The record is from RefSeq and is a predicted model, not a curated record.
GCCAUCCUUCGACGACCUCCCGAGAGAAGGGGAAGAAAGGGGGAGAAGAGGAAUGGGUGGUUUCUUCUCCAGCCAAGCCGCCUACGCCGCUGAGGACGGCGUGUCCGCCGUCAUCGCCAUCCACUCCACCGGCGAAUGGACCCAGAACUGGGAGUCCCACACCCAAACCAACAAGCUGAUGGUGAUCGACUUCUCGGCGUCGUGGUGCGGGCCGUGCCGCUUCGUGGAGCCGGCGUUCAAGGCGAUGGCCGCCCAGUACUCCGACGCGGUGUUCGUCAAGAUCGACGUCGAUGAGAUCCCGGAGGUGUCGAAGCAGUGGAAGGUGCAGGCUAUGCCGACGUUCGUGCUGGUGAAGGGCGGGCAGGAGGUGGGCAGAAUCGUCGGCGCAAAGAAGGACGAACUCGAGAGGCGGAUCCAAGAGCAGAUCAACACCUAAGGAAGCUUCUCUGGUAAUCAUGUGUAUCUGUCUGUAUUACCGCCACCAUCAUUUGCUUUCCUGUUUUCCAAGUCCUUGUGGUUGCUUGUUUGAUAUUGCGAUCUCAUGUUGAGAUGAAAUGGACACAAGUGCCAAAGACCUUUCCAAUUUGCUAUUGUUAUUGUUGACUAAAAUAUAUCAUCAUUGUUGUGUGGAAUGUGGUAUGAUACAUUCUCUUA